AGAGAAGAGGCGAGGGGCGGAGGCAAGGCGGGCCACAGAAAUAGGGUGUUGUCAAUGGCCUUCUCUAUCGUGGACAAGUAGCCUUUAAUAAGAAUUGACGGGAAAGCGUAGUUGUUACGUCGGUAAAUAAACAAACUUGUAACUUUUGAAAAUACUUGUGCCUUUCCGAGUCGAGUUCCAUAAGUAUUUGGUGUGAAGAGGGAUGCUAACCAUUUCAAUUGGCUAGCUAGCAGCUUGCUAGCUAGCUAGUUUGCAGAGAGUACCGGCUUGAGACUGGGAGCCAUUUUGUCCCGUCUGGCAGAAAGGAGUAGGAAAUAAAUUUAUGAGCAACAUUUUGAGCUGGCUUGCUAAGUAGUUAGCGCACGUAAGUAAGAGAAACGCUAGAAACUUUGUUAAGCCGGUCGUUCUGCCUCACAGAGUUAGCAGACAUAGUCAAAUUAGCUAGCUGUUUUAAAGAAACUAGCGCCAGCUACACCGUCUGGCUACGUUACUGGAUAGUUCGAUUGGUAUCAUCUGGUAUUUUCGGCGAUUAGCCAUUGUUUGGACAGACCUCGGUGCAAUAAUUACAUAACGUUUAGUUUGUUAAAUGCCAAAUGGCGAAGAAGACCUACGACCUGUUGUUCAAACUGCUCCUGAUCGGGGAUUCGGGUGUGGGAAAGACCUGUGUGCUGUUUCGCUUCUCCGACGACGCGUUUAAUACCACCUUCAUUUCCACUAUCGGAAUUGAUUUCAAGAUCAAAACGGUUGAAUUACAAGGAAAGAAGAUUAAACUGCAGAUAUGGGACACAGCAGGCCAAGAGCGGUUUCACACCAUCACAACCUCCUACUACAGAGGCGCCAUGGGAAUCAUGCUGGUGUACGACAUCACAAACGCAAAGAGCUUCGAGAACAUCAGCAAGUGGCUGCGGAACAUAGAUGAGCAUGCUAACGAAGACGUGGAGAGAAUGCUGCUAGGCAACAAGUGCGACAUCGAAGACAAGCGGGUCGUACCAAAGACAAAGGGAGAACAGAUUGCAAAAGAACACGGCAUCAGGUUUUUUGAAACGAGCGCGAAAGCGAACAUCAACAUCGAAAAGGCCUUCCUCACGCUAGCAGAAGACAUACUUAGAAAGUCGCCGGUGAAAGAGCCCAACAGUGAAAAUGUAGAUAUCAGCAGUGGGAGCGGCAUCACCGGGUGGAAGAGCAAGUGUUGCUGAACAACUCAUCCCCCACUCCUCCUCUCUACACGCCCCUUUCCUCCUCCCUCUCUUUUCCAUCCAAGUUUGGGAGUAAGCCUUGUCAUCUGUUUUCCCUCAUCCCUCACGCGCCAUCUCUGUCCUCUAACCACCGCCCUUCUGUUUUUCCACUCGCAUCCGCUAGACGACAAUGCGUUUUUUUGGUUUUUUAUUUCAAAAUAUGUGUAUACCUGUAGGCAUAAAGAAAUCAUGUUAUAUUUUUUGUCAUUUAUUUUACAACAGAACUUUCACAGCACAGGGUUUCAACCGACCACCACUUUUUCACCGUUUUAAUUUGUUAAAGUUGUUCAGUAAAAAAAAAAAAGGGCCCAGGGUGAGUUCAGCGACCAAAUCGCUGCCGUUUUUUUGCACCCAUGGGAGAUGUAGUCCAUUGCAGGCAGCUUUACAGCAAGCCCUGGACUGCACCUGUCAGCCCCUUUGUAGUCCUCUAAGCAGUGUUUCGCUUACUGGACUCACCCCAGAUACACCUCAAGACUUGUACUAUUGUGGGAAAAAUAAUUGCAAGAAUAAAAUCAUGCAAAUUUAGGAUUUUGUAUAGUGCAGUUGUAGAAUGUCUGUUCUGUACAACUACUUUGUCAUUUGCAGUUUGUAUACAAACGUUACAAAAUGAGUGUUGUAUAGGUUUAGUGUUAAGUUUUCAGUGUCGGAUUACAUUUGUCCUGUGCCUUAUGUGGAUUAAGAGGAACAUAACUUAGGGACAGGGGUGCCACUAAGGCCUGAGGUCCUUAACUCUGGUACUGGAAAGCUAUGUCGGCUGCGUCUUUUCAUUUAAAAUCAAACAAUGGUUGAGACUUACGAAAGCAGGAAAGAUGACAACAACUGUAGUUAUCAGCUACGUUCUGAGUACCUGUGAAAACCAGCACGCUCUGUGCAUCUCCAGAGCUACAGUUAGGGGCCCCUUUCUUAGGUGUGGUGCAUUGACCGAUAUUAACUUGACAGAUUAAUAUAAAGUUCUUAUACACUUAAAAUGUAUGAAUAAUCUAAAAAGGUUGGGCAGAAAAGUUUUAAUUUCUCAAAUUAGAGGAGGAUGUUUUUUCACUGUGUUUUAUUUUACAGUUACUGGGUAUUUUUUUCCUUUAGUUAUUUUCCUGCAUGCUAAUUUCUUUGGAUUGGAAAACUUAAUUUUGCCAAGUUGGUCCUCAAAAGAAAUGGCACUAAACUUGCACAGUACUGGGAAGGGGGGGAAUAGAUAACUAGCUCUUUGGAAAUUCAAACAAUUUGCAGAUCCAUUAAAAUAAGCUUGUUUAAUA
This is a messenger RNA of Anguilla anguilla (European eel), 2485 nucleotides long. Its product is annotated as ras-related protein Rab-10-like. Gene Ontology annotation, biological process: cellular response to insulin stimulus. Lineage: Eukaryota; Metazoa; Chordata; Actinopteri; Anguilliformes; Anguillidae. Gene Ontology annotation, molecular function: GTPase activity; GTP binding. The coding region runs from base 594 to 1196 and encodes 200 amino acids. The record is from RefSeq and is a predicted model, not a curated record. The transcript is spliced from 6 exons. Gene Ontology annotation, cellular component: insulin-responsive compartment; Golgi apparatus; recycling endosome.